Messenger RNA from Eimeria tenella, 732 nucleotides. Its product is annotated as RNA recognition motif-containing protein, putative. Gene Ontology annotation, cellular component: nucleus. The coding region runs from base 1 to 732 and encodes 243 amino acids. Lineage: Eukaryota; Apicomplexa; Conoidasida; Eucoccidiorida; Eimeriidae. Gene Ontology annotation, biological process: protein peptidyl-prolyl isomerization. Gene Ontology annotation, molecular function: peptidyl-prolyl cis-trans isomerase activity. The transcript has 4 exons. The record is from RefSeq and is a predicted model, not a curated record.
AUGCUUGGAAUGCUGCCGCAUGCAAAGGGAAAUGCUGCAGGAGGCGCAAGUUGCUUUUAUAUAACUCUGAGGCCUCAGCUUUUUGAACUUGACGAAAAGUAUUCUCUUUUUGGAGAAGUCCUCGAGGGUGUCGAGACACUCGAGCGCAUCAACGCCGCCUUCGUCGACAGCAAACACAUCCCCCUCACGCCUGUGCGCAUCCUGCGGGCGUACGUGCUGGCGGAUCCGUUUUUUUGCCGCGUGUCUCGUUUUGCACUUGGAGACGCCGCAGCAGCACCAGCAGCAGCAGCAGAAGCAGAAGCAGCAGAAGCAGAAGCAGCAGCAGCAGAAGAAAUGGAAGAAUGCGACAAAGACAAACUGGGCUUCACUCCUCCUGCUUCUCCAGAGCCCUUAGCAGCAGAAGCUCUCAGCGAUGAAGAACUUGACGAAAUUAUGGCAAUUGAAAAAGUUGACCAAAAAGAAGCAGAAGCAAGAAAAGUAACUCUGGAAAUCCUGGGGGAUAUUCCCGACGCCGAUAUGGCCCCUCCUGAAAAUGUUCUUUUUGUUGCCAAAUUAAAUCCCGCAACUCAAGACGACGAUUUGCGGCUUCUGUUCUCCCGGUCUGGAAACAGCGCCUGCUCUGCCGCCUCCGGCGCAGCAGCCAGCCCCCGUAAGCUUCCAACAAGUUUGCUGCUGCAGCACUACAAGUUUGCUGCUGCGCCACUACAGGUUUGCUGCUGCAGCACUUUGUGA